AAAAAAAAUGGUAUGUGUAAGAAUAGAAAAUGUCAAUGGCGUUUCAACGAUGACAGCUCUCCUGCGGAGACCGUCCUAACGACUGAAACAUCUUCUCCAAACAUGUCUAAAGUAUAAAACCCACGUUUAUUAGACCUCGAAUUAUCCUAAAGUGUCGUCCUUUAGCAAACCCGCAUCGAAAGUUUCCAUCUUUUUCGUUUACUAACCAUGGAGGUGGAAGAAGAUAGCAAGAUUCAUGGGAUUGUAGAAGAAGAUGGGCAUGGUGGAAGUGAUCUGACGAAGAAGAAGAAGAAGAAGGAGAAGAAGUAUUGGAUGGGCUGUCUCAGAGCUGAAUCUGACGAGAGUGGUAACGUUGAUUUGAGUGUUGAGUUCCCUGGGGAACGCGCUGAGCCUACUCAUCUAGUCGUCAUGGUCAACGGUCUCAUCGGAAGUGCUCAGAACUGGAGAUUUGCUGCUAAGCAGAUGCUGAAGAAGUAUCCUCAGGAUCUCAUCGUUCACUGCAGUAGACGCAACCAUUCUACACAGACAUUUGAUGGAGUUGAUGUUAUGGGUCAAAGAUUAGCAGAAGAGGUUAGGACGGUGAUCAAACGUCACCCAAGUCUCCAGAAGAUUUCCUUUGUAGGACAUUCUUUAGGUGGCUUGAUUGCUAGGUAUGCCGUUGCCUGUCUUUAUGAGCAAGAAUCCCCGCAAAACAGUGAGGAACCAAAAGAGAGAAUCGCUGGAUUGGAGCCUGUGUGUUUUAUAACUUCUGCAACGCCGCACCUUGGUUCAAGAGGACAUAAGCAGGUUCCAUUGUUUUCUGGAUCUCACACAUUGGAGAAGUUAGCUACGCGUAUGUCAUGGUGUCUUGGUAAAACGGGGAAACAUCUUUUUCUAGCUGAUGGUGAUGAUGAUGGAAAGCCUCCCUUACUCCUCCGUAUGGUUAGCGACCGUAGAAACCUUAGGUUCAUUUCUGCUUUGAGAUGCUUCAAGCGGCGUAUUGCUUAUGCAAACACAAGCUUUGACCACCUAGUAGGCUGGAGCACAUCGUCUAUCAGGCGACGCAGCGAGCUUCCUAAGCUUCAACGCGGUCCAGUCAAUGAGAAGUAUCCUCACAUUGUGAACGUUGAAGGACCAGGUACCUCAAGUAACCAUGAGGAAGUUCAAUCAGAGACCAAUUCAAACGGUUCCAAGAAUUUUGAUAUGGAAGAGGAGAUGAUAAGAGAGCUAACAAAAAUGAGCUGGGAAAGAGUUGAUGUUAGUUUCAGAGGAACCGUGCAGAGAUUUCUCGCUCACAAUACCAUUCAGGUGAAAACGAAGAUGAUCAAUUCAGCUGGAGCAGAUGUUAUACAACACAUGAUUGACAAUUUUGAGCCAUAGUUUAUCUGAAGAUUGCAGCAGGUCCCUCACAAGGGGAGAUAUACAUACCUCUCUGUAAAACUAUAGGAGUAAUAAAUUUUGUAUUCCCAUUCUGUAACCACUGAUCUUACAAUGCAACUUAAACUAUAAAAGACUCUUGAAAGGAAC
This is a messenger RNA of Brassica oleracea var. oleracea, 1506 nucleotides long. Its product is annotated as putative lipase YOR059C. Lineage: Eukaryota; Viridiplantae; Streptophyta; Magnoliopsida; Brassicales; Brassicaceae. The record is from RefSeq and is a predicted model, not a curated record. The transcript has 10 exons. The coding region runs from base 208 to 1359 and encodes 383 amino acids.